UACUGUUUGUGUCAAACAUCUUUAACCAAAAAACAUGACAGACCCUUUUAUAAUUACUCAUUAACGUUCUAAGACUCUAAUCAUCAUGUCGGUGAUGUUAACAGCGGAUUGGUUCGCCCUCGGCCGAGACCUCUACUUCAGAAAAUUCGAGCUCUACCCCCUGGACUUUCAACGUGAAGUCGACCCUGGUAACCUCGUGGUAGCAUCCCCCUACGGUGGUACCAUAGCAGUCACUCGAGACCCAAAAAAAUUCGUCAAAGUCCAGGGCUCGACAAAACCCCUCGUCUCCCUCUACUUCUCCUCCGGAAAAUUCUUCUCAAAAUUCACCUGGAACAGCGGCCAACUGUUGGCCCUCCACUGGUCCCACCAAGAAGAGCUUCUCUGCGUCCAGGACGAUGGAAUGGUCCUCAUCUACGAUCUCUUCGGUGUCUUCCAGUCAACCUUCAGCCUCGGAAACGGCGUGAAGAGCACUAAAGUCAUCGACUGCAGAUUCUUCACGACCGUCAGCGGCACUGGAAUAGCUGUCCUGACGUCAACCAACGUCAUAUACCUGGUGAACAACAUCACUGAGCCGAAGGUCCGCCAACUCUCGGAUAUUCCCAAGCUGGGGGGACCCAUUGACUCCUGGCUGGUGAUACGACACGAGAGACAGAGUCAGGUGAUUGUUGCUAAUCAAAAUGGCGUCUACAUGGUGAAUCACGUCAGCAAGACCCCACCACCAAUUCCCUUCUCCAGCCUCUUCAACGCGAAAGUGACGAACAUCAGGGCGAUGGCCCUGUCCGCUAGUCACCAGCACAUCGCACUUCUUGGAGACAGUGGACACCUCUGGAUGGGCUCGUCAGACCUGAAGAACAAGUACAGAGAGGUCCAGAUCAACGUCAGUGACGUCGCCACGUCGAUGUCGUGGUGUGGGGUUGAGGCUGUCAUCUGUGUUGUCAACACGACGAUGACAAUUGCUGGGAGAAGUGGAGAUACGAUUGCUUAUUCUUAUGAUUCACCUCUUCAUCUUAUUUCGGAGGUCGAUGGGGUGAGAAUCAUCUCUGGGAGCAGUCACGAGAUGAUUCAGAAGGUUCCUAAUGUUGUUCAGAAGGUGUUUAGGAUUAAUUCGACGGAUCCGGCGUCGUAUCUGCUGGAGGCGUCGAGACAGUUCCAGAAGAGGAGCCAUAAGGCUGAUAGCUAUAUUGAUCUGAUUAAGGAGAAGUUGGAUUCUGCGAUUAAGGACUGUGUGAACGCUGCGAGUCACGAGUUCGAUCCCGACACCCAGAAGCUCCUCAUGAGGGCUGCCAAGUUUGGAAAAGGUUUUUCCAAGACCCUAAACCCCGAGAGGUAUGUCACCAUGUGCCGUAUCCUCCGUGUCCUCAACGCAGUUCGUCAUCCAGCCAUUGGCAUUCCCCUGACCUUCACACAACUCGACAUGCUCACCCCCCAGGUCCUGCUGGAUCGUUUGGUCCUCAGGAGGCACUACUACCUCAGCAUCCAGAUAGCCAGACACCUCAAGAUGCCGGAGAUGGAUGGAGAGAGCAGAAUACUGGCCCAUUGGGCCUGUUACAAGGUCAAGCAGACAGUUCUUGAUAAAGAACACAUUGCGGAGGAGAUUGCUGCCAAAUUGGGGUACGCACCAGGUGUUUCAUACGCUGAAAUUGCGGAAAAAGCUGCUGAUUGUGGGAGAAAACAAUUGGCGAUUAAGCUGAUUGAUUAUGAACCUCGAGCUCAGCUCCAGGUGCCUCUUCUCUUGAAGCUGGGGAUCGAACAGGCUGCGCUGAAUAAGGCAGUGGAGAGUGGUAAUACAGACCUGGUGUACACUGUCAUUCUGUACUUUCAGGGUAACAUGCCACUCGCUAAUUUUGAGAUGUCUAUCAAGCAUUGUCCGUUGGCGAUGAGUCUGUAUGUGAAGUACUGUCAGAAUCAUAAUCGUGAGGCCCUGCUGAACAUCUACGUGAUGCAUGAUGAUUUUUACGAGCAGGCGUUGUGGUACGUCAAGGAGAGUUACAAUCCAAAGAAUAUUCAGACACGUGAAGCACUUCUGAAGAACGCCCAGGAGAAGUUCAAAACAGGAAGAUUUGACAUGAAUGCAGCACUCACCGAGGAACAAGUGAAAUUACUGAAGCAUCAGAGAUCUCUGCAGGACACACUGAAGGAGCAGAUCGUUGGGAAACCGCUGCAUGACACCGUCAAGUUGCUUCUGCUCCAGAAUGAAAUAAAAUUGGCUGAGAAUUUACGGUCCGAGUACAAAAUACCAGACAGGAGGUACUGGUGGCUGAGGAUCCAGUGUCUUGCUGAGAAAGGGAUGUGGAGUGACCUGGAGAAGCUGUCGAAGGGGAAGAAAUCACCGUUUGGGUAUGAGCCCUUCAUUGACGAAUGCCUGAAAUACGGAAAUCGGUUGGAAGCAAAGAAAUAUCUCCCACGAGUCAGAGAAGAAUUGAAGAUAAAAUACUUCACGAAAAUGGGAAUGUUGACAGAGGCAGCUCAGACAGCUUACGAACAGAAAGACUCAUCCGCCCUGACAUUUGUACUGGCCCAAUGUGGCCCUUCGGACCGAUCCUUAGCCGAGAAAAUCAACGGAAUGAUCGUCAGUCUGAAAAAUGGAAAGUGAUGAAAGGAAUAAUUUCUCCUCUGGAGAAGUAUUUCGCAUAAAAUCUAUAUAAAUUAAUUAUGUAAAUGUACAAAUUAAUUAGAUGUAAUUAAUUAUGAGUAUAAAACUAUAUAAAUUGUGUAUAUAAUUAUUUAUAAAGGAAUUGUAGCUGGAAUAUUAAAAAUUUUGAUGAGCUAGA
Diachasmimorpha longicaudata is the source of this 2771-nucleotide messenger RNA. It is a transcript of the gene Vps16A, whose product is annotated as Vacuolar protein sorting 16A. Gene Ontology annotation, molecular function: actin binding. The record is from RefSeq and is a predicted model, not a curated record. The transcript is spliced from 6 exons. Gene Ontology annotation, biological process: endosomal transport; intracellular protein transport; vacuole fusion, non-autophagic. NCBI's taxonomy places the organism in Eukaryota, Metazoa, Arthropoda, Insecta, Hymenoptera, Braconidae. Bases 86 to 2593 code for a protein of 835 amino acids. Gene Ontology annotation, cellular component: HOPS complex; lysosomal membrane; cytoplasm.